AUGAGCCUGACCGCCCGCGUCUCCUGCUCCAUGCUCAGCUGCUUCGGUGAGGAGGGGCCCCCCAGCCUGGAGUACAUCCAAGCCAAGGAUCUGUUCCCCCCCAAGGAACUAGUGAAAGAGGAGGAGAAUCUGCAGGUGCCCUUCACAGUGCUGCAGGGCGAGGGAGUGGAAUUCCUGGGCCGCGCCGCUGAUGCCCUCAUCGCCAUCUCCAACUACCGGCUGCAUAUCAAGUUCAAGGACUCUGUCAUUAACGUCCCCCUCCGGAUGAUUGACAGCGUGGAGAGCCGGGAUAUGUUCCAGUUGCACAUCGCCUGCAAGGACUCCAAAGUGGUGAGGUGCCACUUCUCCACGUUCAAGCAGUGCCAAGAGUGGCUGUCGCGGCUAAGCCGGGCCACAGCGCGACCUGCCAAGCCCGAGGACCUCUUUGCCUUUGCCUACCAUGCCUGGUGCCUGGGGCUGACUGAGGAGGACCAGCACACCCACCUGUGUCAGCCAGGUGAGCACAUACGAUGUCGGCAGGAGGCUGAGCUGGCAAGGAUGGGCUUUGACCUGCAGAAUGUCUGGAGGGUCUCGCACAUCAACAGCAACUACAAGCUGUGCCCCAGUUACCCCCAGAAGCUGCUGGUUCCUGUGUGGAUCACAGAUAAAGAGCUGGAGAACGUGGCUUCCUUCCGCUCCUGGAAGCGGAUUCCCGUGGUUGUGUAUAGACACCUACGCAAUGGGGCUGCCAUUGCCCGCUGCAGCCAGCCCGAGAUCAGCUGGUGGGGCUGGCGCAAUGCUGAUGACGAGUACUUGGUCACAUCCAUUGCUAAAGCCUGUGCCCUGGACCCAGGGCCAAGGACCAGUGGGGGCUCCCUCAGCACCGGGAACAGCGAUGCCAGCGAGGCAUGUGACACUGACUUCGACUCCUCGCUGACGGCAUGCUCCGGAGUAGAGAGCAGCACGGCCGCCCCCCAGAAGCUGCUGAUCCUGGAUGCCCGAUCCUACACGGCGGCGGUGGCCAACAGGGCCAAGGGCGGCGGUUGUGAGUGCGAAGAGUACUACCCCAACUGUGAGGUCGUGUUCAUGGGAAUGGCCAACAUCCACGCCAUCCGGAACAGCUUCCAGUAUCUCCGUGCUGUGUGUAGCCAGAUGCCGGAUCCUAGCAACUGGCUGUCGGCUCUGGAGAGCACCAAGUGGCUGCAGCACCUGUCGGUGAUGCUGAAGGCGGCGGUGCUCGUGGCCAACACGGUGGACCGGGAGGGCCGGCCCGUGCUGGUGCACUGCUCGGACGGCUGGGACCGCACGCCGCAGAUCGUCGCGCUGGCCAAGAUUCUCCUGGACCCGUAUUACAGGACGCUGGAGGGUUUCCAGGUGUUGGUGGAAUCUGACUGGCUGGAUUUCGGGCACAAGUUCGGGGACCGCUGCGGCCACCAGGAGAAUGCAGAGGACCAGAACGAGCAGUGCCCCGUGUUCCUGCAGUGGCUCGACUCUGUCCACCAGCUGCUCAAGCAGUUUCCCUGCCUGUUCGAGUUUAACGAGGCCUUCCUGGUGAAGCUGGUGCAGCACACCUACUCCUGCCUCUACGGCACCUUCCUGGCCAACAACCCCUGUGAGCGAGAGAAGCGCAACAUCUACAAGCGGACCUGCUCUGUGUGGGCCCUCCUGCGAGCCGGCAACAAGAACUUCCACAACUUCCUCUACACGCCUGGCUCAGAAAUGGUCCUGCAUCCCGUGUGUCACGUCCGGGCGCUGCACCUCUGGACAGCCGUGUACCUGCCGGCGUCAUCUCCGUGCACACUUGGGGAGGAGAGCAUGGACCUCUACCUCUCCCCGGUGGCUCAGAGCCAGGAGUUCUCCGGCCGCUCUCUGGACAGAUUACCUAAAACGAGAUCUAUGGAUGAUCUUCUUUCUGCCUGUGACACAAGCAGCCCCUUGACACGCACAUCCAGUGACCCCAACCUGAAUAACCACUGUCAGGAAGCCAGAGCAGGCCUGGAGCCCUGGCAUGGCAAUCCCGAGGCAUCGCAGACCACCUUCGUGGAGUCUGGGGCUGGAGGUCCCCAGCAGGCUAUAGGGGAGAUGGCGGUUCCUCCCUCGGUGCCCAGCAGCCAGAAAGACUACUUGAGCAAUAAACCUUUCAAGAGUCAUAGAAAUGGUUCUCCAGGUUACAAACCGCUUGGUGCCGCAGUGCCCCAGGAAACGAAGAGCAGCACUUCUGAUCCUGAGAUCAAAGCCCUCGCAGAGACUCAGGCCCCAGUUCCAGGCCCUCCUGCCCAGGACGAGCUGGCUAGGACUUGGGAUGGCACAGAGGAGCCACCUGAACACUGUCCUGAAAAAGCAGCUAUCCACGCACUCUCUAAAGUUGUCUCGGACGAGUGUGAAGGAACUGGUGACUUUCCUGAGUCCUCCCAGAACCCCCUCCCAGGUGCCCCCCAGCACGCCCCGCUGGACUGUGUGCUGGGCAUGCCCUCCAGAUGUGCCCCAGAUCAUGGUCUGGGCACCCUCUGCAACCCACCGAGUGCUACCUGCCAAACUCCUCCUCCAGGCCCCAGCGCCGACGUUCUCAGCCAGGACCCCCGAGGGUCUGCGGCAAGUGUCGCCCACCAGGAACCGCCUAGUUCUGUGCUAGAUACGGUUCCCGGGGAGGAAGACAGCGGCAAGAGAGGGAAUCAUAGGAAUGGGCAGUUACUGGAGAACCCCCGCUUUGGGAAAGUGCCAUUGGAAUUGGCCCGAAAGCCGAUUUCUCAGAGCCAGAUCAGCGAGUUCUCUUUCUUAGGGUCCAACUGGGACAGCUUCCAUGGGAUGGUGACUUCACUCCCCAGUGGGGAGACCACCCCUCGACGGCUGCUUUCUUACGGCUGUUGUAGCAAGAGGGCGAGCAGUAAGCAGAUGCGGGCACCGGGGCCCUGCUUUGGGGGCCAGUGGGCUCAGAGAGAAGGGGUGAAGUCGCCAGUCUGUUCUAGUCAUUCCAAUGGACACUGUACUGGUCCAGGUGGAAAAAACCACCAGAUGUGGCUGUCUGGUCACCCAAAGCAGGUCCCCAGCACGAAGCCUGUCCCCCUGAGCUGCCCUUCUCCAGUGCCUCCUCUCUACCUGGACGACGAUGGACUCCCCUUCCCCACGGAUGUGAUCCAGCACAGGUUACGGCAGAUUGAAGCAGGGUACAAGCAGGAGGUGGAGCAGCUCCGUCGACAGGUGCGUGAGCUUCAGAUGAGGCUGGAUAUCCGCCACUGCUGCGCCCCUCCAGCGGAGCCCCCCAUGGACUAUGAGGACGAUUUUACGUGUUUGAAGGAGUCAGAUGGCAGUGAUACAGAAGAUUUUGGCUCUGAUCACAGUGACGACUGCCUUUCAGAAGCCAGCUGGGAACCUGUUGAUAAGAAAGAGACUGAGGUGACUCGCUGGGUUCCAGACCACAUGGCAUCACAUUGCUAUAAUUGUGACUGUGAAUUCUGGUUGGCCAAACGCAGACACCAUUGCAGAAAUUGUGGAAAUGUAUUUUGUGCUGGCUGCUGCCACCUGAAGUUGCCCAUUCCUGAUCAACAACUCUAUGACCCAGUUCUCGUCUGUAACUCAUGUUACGAACAUAUCCAAGUAUCUCGGGCCAGGGAACUCAUGAGCCAACAUCUGAAGAAGCCCAUUGCUACAGCUUCCAGUUGA
Molecule: messenger RNA, 3639 nt
Organism: Rangifer tarandus platyrhynchus (Svalbard reindeer)
Lineage: Eukaryota; Metazoa; Chordata; Mammalia; Artiodactyla; Cervidae
Source: the annotation of a GenBank genome assembly